UUCAGUGCAAGCAGCACAAAAACGAGAAUAAAUUGCGUGUCAGAGUCACUCAGCAUAGGUAGCGUAAUUUAUCGAUAUUGAUGUAAUUGACUGUAUUGCAUUAUUGCACAAAAAGUUACCAUAUUUUGGAAACCAGGACCACUGAAGUUCUGAAAUUUUCUAUAUACCGUGGACCACUGGAAUUAUAGUACGGCAGCAUAUCAUUAAAAGAGGCGAUGUCUAUGUACCCAUCGGAACCUAGCGUUUCAACUUCAAAUGGAAAAAUGGAAGAAGUAGUGGGAAGUGCAUCAUCUGCCUUGCUCGGUAAAAGUCGUCCAUCGAAAGCUCCCGAACUGAACCUGGUGGAGCGACGGAAUUGGAUGAUACACAUUCAUUUCAUCAGAAAAGAGUUCGACACUUGCAAGGCGUUGCUAAAAGAACAGCUGCAAGAAACGAACGACAUGUGCGAAUAUGCUUGCUAUAUCCAGGGUCUGAUCCUGCGCUCCGAGGGUAGCAUUCAGCACUCGUUCGAGAUGUUCCAGCGCUGCCGCGAGCUGAACCCGCAGAACGUGGACAAUUUGCGACAGAUGGCCCGGUCUCUGUUCCUGCUCGGCCGGUUCGACAUGGCGGUGGCCGCCUACACACAGGCCGAAAAGGAAGCCAGCAGCACCCCCGACUGGGAGAUAUUCUACAGCAAAGGGCUGUGCUACAAGCACCUGAAGCAGCUGGCCGCCGCCCGCGAGGCGCUGCGCCGCUCGCUGCAGCUGCACCAACACGAGCGCACCUACGACCAGCUGGGGCAGGUGGCGCUACUGCAGGGCGACCUGCAGGAGGCCAUCGCCACCUACCAGCAGGCCACCGAGCAGUUUCCCGAGUCGGCCGAGCUGCUCACCUCCCUGGGGCUUCUGUACAUGCGCGCCGGCCAGCACCAGCAGGCGUUCGAGCAGCUCGGCUCGGCGCUGGCCCACCAGGCCGACAGCACGGCAGCCAUCCUGGCCGCCGGCAGCAUGAUGCAGGGCCAUGGCGAGUUUGACGUGGCUCUGAGCAAGUACCGCGUGGCGGCCCGGGCGUCGGCAGAGUCGCCGCCGCUCUGGAACAACAUCGGCAUGUGCUUCUUCGGCAAAAAGAAGUACGUGGCCACCAUCAGCUGUCUGAAGCGCGCCAACUACCUGUCUCCGUUCGACUGGAAGGUGCUCUACAACCUGAGUCUGGUCCACCUCACCAUGCAGCAGUACGCCUCGGCGUUCCAGUUCGCCUCGGCGGCGGUCAACCUGCGUCCGGACCACGGCCCCAUUUACCUGCUGCUGGCCGUGGCGCUGACGCACCUGGACGACCCCGAGAGCGCCGAGCAGGCGUACGGCGCCGCGCUGGCCGCCCAGCCGACCGAGCCGGCCGUGCCGCUCAACCUGGCCGUGCUGCUGCACGCGCUGGGCCGCCACGCCGAGAGCCGCAGCCAGCUGGCCGAGUACGAGCGGCGCGCGGCCGGCGCGCAGCCGCCGCCGGAGCUGGCCGAGACGGCGGCCCGGCUGGCCGGCCUGCUCAGCGGCGCCUCCACCUCCGGUCUGCCGUCCAUCAGCGGCGCCUCCACCUCCGGCCUGCCGUCCAUCAGCGGCGCCUCCACCUCCGGCCUGCCGUCCAUCAGCGGCGCCUCCACCUCCGGCCUGCCGUCCAUCAGCGGCGCCUCCACCUCCGGCCUGCCGUCCAUCAGCGGUGCCGCACAGCGACCGCACUGACGGGCGGGCGGCUCCGCCCUGCACGGCUCCGGCUCUGCUGGUCAAGGCCGCCGCCGGCGCUCGACGCCGCUCCGGCCCGCGUCUGGUUACACCUAGUCACACUCGCACGGGGCAUUUCACAAUGAGGCCGACCCUCGUCUUGUCAUAUCUAGUCACAGUCGUACUAGUCACUACACUAUGAUCAUCACUGUUGAUUUUUAAAUGUCUUAAAGACCAUAUUCAUUCGCAUGCUGGCUUUCUUCAUUUUGAUGCACAUUCAAUCGUAUUUUCAUUUGCGAUUUAGAAAUGGUAUUUUGCUCGUUUAGUACAGACGUGUAAGGGCCACACCACAUGUGAUCGUUGUUUUCGCUGUAAUCGCUAUAAUCGUUGUUUGUUUACAUAAGGUCGAGUGAAAAACAAUAUGCCGAAAAAAUGAAACACGAACCUAAUCUGGCAUUAUAGCAUUUGGUAUCAUGUUUAAUUAGGCAUGUGAGAAUUGGCUCAUUUUACAAACCCGUAACGCAGACACCAGGGGCCUCGCACCCGAUCUCUAACGCCGGUGGACCGGAAUGCGCCGGUUCUGAGCUGGUUCAGGGCGGAGGAGGGGAGGUCCAAGGGAGGUCACUGUGGGCGAGUGGAGCGCUGCGUCGUCUGGGUGUCGCUAUCUGCCUAGAGCAUGGAGAUAUGCGGUGUCUGCUCAAUGCUUAUUCCAUUCCGUCCAAGGCCGUCGGCGGUAUACCGUUUGAGGCGUCAUGUUUUGUUUGAUGAAUAAAUGCACAAACAA
This is a messenger RNA of Amphibalanus amphitrite, 2475 nucleotides long. Its product is annotated as Bardet-Biedl syndrome 4 protein-like. The transcript is spliced from 2 exons. The record is from RefSeq and is a predicted model, not a curated record. Lineage: Eukaryota; Metazoa; Arthropoda; Thecostraca; Balanomorpha; Balanidae. Gene Ontology annotation, molecular function: protein binding. Gene Ontology annotation, cellular component: ciliary basal body. Gene Ontology annotation, biological process: cilium assembly; protein localization to cilium. The coding region runs from base 216 to 1712 and encodes 498 amino acids.